GUCGCCAAUAAGUAGUUUUUAAUGGUUAAUCACCACUGUUUCCUUUGAUAUGGUCCACCUGAGAUUUUGAUCUGCUUUGUUUUUGUACGCAUUCCUUAAAAUAGUCUGCAAAAAAGUAUGGACGGCAUGGAUAUACAAUACAUAAAUCAAGGUGGGCCCCACGAUCAGGGCCGCACCGUGUUGGGUAAGGCAGGGCCGCAGCUAAUCCAUUCCCCGCCUAAAACCCCAGCAUCCCGUGCGCAGCAGCACCUCCAAACCACCGUAGAGUAAUGGCCACCAAGCUCCUCCGAACUGCCCUCAACAAACCCAGAAAUUACCAUCCUAUCCGUCCCAACCCCACCAGAAGCAGUUCCCUCACCUCCUACCCCUUCUCUUCCCAGCAACAAGACGAUCACGUGACCGACCCCGAAGAAUCCCGCCCGGAUCAUGUACGCCAGCUCCACGCCAUCUUCCGAUCGAACGGCUCUGAUUUCAUCAAUCACGGGACUGCCGCCUCCCUCGAAUCGUGCAACAGCCUCCUGGAAUCGCUAAUCUCACAAGGUAAGUACCAAGACUCCCUCAAUCUCUUCUCCAAGAUGGAAGCUUCCGGAAUCCGCCCUGACACCUUCGCUCACAACAAGGCCAUUCAGGCAGCUGUCAAGAUGGGCAACUUGAAAAUGGCUGUCGGAUUCAAGGAUGCGAUGGAGAAUCGUCGGAAGAAGCCGGACACUUUCACGUACAACGUUCUAAUAUCUGGGUUAUGUAAAUCGAAGCGUUUGGCCGACGCACGGAAGCUGUUUGAUGAAAUGUCUCAGAGACGGGUGGUGCCAAAUCGGGUCACGUUUAACUCGCUGAUUGAUGGGUAUUGCAAGGACGGGGAUUUGAAAGGCGCUUUUGAGAUCCGGGAGCGGAUGCGAGUUGCAGAGGUCUCAGCAAAUCUCACUACAUACAAUUCGCUGAUUGGGGGGUUGUGCCGCGCUGGACUGGUGGCAGAGGCAGAGGCAGUGGUGGGAGAGAUGGAGGCAUGUGGGUUUGUUGCAGAUGGGUUUACUUAUAGUAUUCUGUUUGAUGGGUACUCAAGGUGCCAAGAUGGGGAUAAGCUGGUUGAAUUGUAUGAAGAGACGGUUAGGAAGGGGGUUCGGCUUGGGGAUUACACAUGCAGCGUCAUGUUGAAUGCGCUCUGUAAGGUAGGGAGGGUUGAAGCUGCAGAAGGAGUUUUGAAGGAGCUAAUGGAGAAGGGUUUGGUUCCGACAUCUGUGAUUCAUAAUACAAUUGUCGAUGGGUAUUGUCGGGUAGGGAACAUGAAUGGUGCCAUUUCAGCUGUUAAACAAAUGGCGCUCAAUGGCAUGAAGCCAAGCUGCAUUACUUAUAAUACACUUAUAAAUGGGUUCUGCAAGAUACAGAACAUGGCUGAGGCAGAGGCAUUGGUGACGGAGAUGGAGGAGAGGGGAGUGGUUCCAAGCGUUGAGACAUACAACACUCUGAUCGAAGGGCACGGACGGGGAUUCCGGUUUGAGCUGUGUUUUCAGCUUCUCGAGCAAAUGCAAGAGAAGGGUCUCAAGCCCAAUGUUAUUAGCUAUGGGUCUCUUAUAAACAGCCUAUGCAAGAACAGGAAGCUUCUCGAAGCCGAAAUUCUUCUCCGGGAUAUGGUAGAUAGAGGAGUUCUUCCGAAUGUACAGGUCUAUAACAUGCUGGUUGAUGGUCACUGUAAAUAUGGCAAGUUGCAGGAUGCUGUCAGGUUGUUCGAUGAGAUGAUAGAGAAAGGGAUAACUCCAACCAUUGUAACUUAUAAUUCUCUGAUAAAUGGUUUUUGCAAAGAAGGGCAGGUGUUGGAAGCGGAAGAAUUAGCCGUUAGGAUAACAAGUGAAGGUUUUAGUCCUGAUGUAAUCACAUACAACUCUCUAAUAACUGGGUAUUUUGAUAUUGGCAAUAACAAGAAAGCUUUCAAGCUAUACGAACACAUGGAGAGGUUGGGCAUAAAGCCUACCGUAGCCACAUAUCACAUGCUGAUUAAAGGGAUUGGCAGGGAAGGAGGGAUGCAAGAAGUAGAGCAGCUGUAUCAGGAAAUGUUAGAGAAGAAGCUUGUUCCCAACAGGGUUUUUUAUAAUGAGUUGAUUCGGUGUUAUGCUAGAUUCGGAGAUGUCCGGAAGGCAUUUGAUCUGUACCGGGAGAUGGUAGAGAGUGGAGAAGCACCUGAUGAGAUGACAUAUACAAGUUUGCUUAUCGGGCAUUGUAGAGAAGGGAAAUUGCUAGAGGCAGACAAUCUCUUUGUUGCUAUGAAGGUGAAGGGAUUGGUUCCUAGUGCGGUUACCUAUAUGGUGCUGAUUGACGGGCAUUGCAAGUUGGACAAUUUCAAUGGAGCUUAUGAUCAUUAUAGGGAAAUGGUUGACAAGGGUUUCUUUCCCAAUGCCUUCACUUGCAAUGAAUUGCUCAAGGGCCUCAGAAAUGAAGGUAGAUUGGAAGAGGCCGAGCUUCUCUAUAGUGAAAUGAGGGAGAAGGGAGUGAUGGAAUGGACUGAAAGUUCCAGCAUGGAGGCUGCUGAGAUAUUGUGAGGAAGGAAUGGUCUCUCAUUCUCCAUUGUCUGCUGCUGCAUUUGCUGGGACCCAACAAACAGUGUUGGGUCAGUAAGUGAAUCCAAGAUCAAGAUGUUAUGGGUUGAAAUUGAUAGAGCAGCUGUGGAAGAGCUAGCCCCAGUUAUGGGUUGCAAGGCCGUUUAUUUCCAUCAACUUGGGUUCCUUUGUGGAUAACACCAUACCGAAAAUAGAGAGAAGACUGUCUGGUGGGAAAGAUAAAUAUCCUUCACUGGGUUUCGGAUCACUCGAAUCAAAGCUUCCUUUGGAGCAUCACCAGUGUAAACCAAACAUACGGUUGAUAGGUGGGAGAAGGUACAAAUAGAUUUCUUAAAGAAAAUAGUAAGUUCUAUCUCUUGGACCGGAAGCUAAAUUGUCAGGGCAGGGAGGUUCGUCAUUAAAUCUUUGCGUGGUAACAGAAGCUUAUUUGGUAAA
Molecule: messenger RNA, 2984 nt
Organism: Magnolia sinica
Lineage: Eukaryota; Viridiplantae; Streptophyta; Magnoliopsida; Magnoliales; Magnoliaceae
Product: pentatricopeptide repeat-containing protein At5g12100, mitochondrial
Exons: 2
Coding region: 270-2531 (753 amino acids)
Molecular function (GO): protein binding
Source: RefSeq, a predicted model, not a curated record